This is a messenger RNA of Lottia gigantea (owl limpet), 240 nucleotides long. RefSeq lists its product as hypothetical. Bases 1 to 240 code for a protein of 79 amino acids. The record is from RefSeq and is a predicted model, not a curated record. Lineage: Eukaryota; Metazoa; Mollusca; Gastropoda; Lottiidae. The transcript has a single exon.
AUGGACCCUGAGAUGAAGAAAUCUCUAGAAACGGAGGUGCAAAAAAAUCAGUUACGAAGUCAAUUCCUGAAAUUAACUGAUGCCUGUUGGGAUACGUGUAUGGACAAACCUCGAGACAAAUUGGACAGUCGAACAGAGGGAUGUUUUAUCAACUGCGUAGAUCGUUUUGUGGACACGAAUCAAACUGUAGUGAGUCGCUUCGCUAAUAUGGUUCAACAACAGCAGUCAGGUUUUAGAUGA